CAUACUUUUCAAAAUUCUUUCUUGUUUUGACUUGUGUCCAACAUGGCUCGUGGACCGAAGAAGCAUUUGAAGCGUUUAAACGCGCCCAAAGCAUGGAUGUUGGACAAAUUGGGGGGUGUGUACGCACCUCGUCCAUCCACCGGCCCACACAAACUCCGGGAGUGCUUGCCUCUCGUCAUCUUCUUGAGAAACAGGCUGAAGUAUGCCCUUACUGGAAAUGAAGUAUUAAAGAUCGUGAAGCAGAGACUGAUCAAAGUUGACGGAAAGGUCCGAACAGACCCUACCUACCCUGCUGGAUUCAUGGAUGUGGUUUCGAUUGAGAAGACCAAUGAGUUGUUCCGUCUUAUCUACGACGUUAAGGGACGUUUCACAAUCCACAGGAUUACCCCAGAGGAGGCUAAGUACAAGCUGUGCAAGGUCCGUCAAGUCGGCACCGGGCCCAAGAACGUGCCUUACCUGGUGACGCACGACGGACGCACCAUCCGCUACCCCGACCCCCUCAUCAAGGUGAACGACUCCAUCCAGCUGGAUAUUGCCACAUCCAAGAUCAUGGACUUCAUCAAGUUUGAGUCUGGCAACCUGUGCAUGAUCACGGGAGGUCGUAACUUGGGGCGAGUGGGCACGAUCGUGUCCCGCGAACGCCACCCGGGAUCCUUCGACAUUGUACACAUCAAGGACUCCACGGGACACACCUUCGCCACUAGGUUGAACAACGUAUUCAUCAUCGGCAAGGGCACAAAGGCGUACAUCUCGCUGCCCCGCGGCAAGGGUAUCCGUCUCACCAUCGCCGAGGAGAGAGACAAGCGCAUCGCUGCCAAGGUCGCCUCGCAGUGAAUAUAGUGUAAACACA
Aricia agestis (brown argus) is the source of this 850-nucleotide messenger RNA. RefSeq names its product 40S ribosomal protein S4 (gene RpS4). Gene Ontology annotation, cellular component: cytosolic small ribosomal subunit; ribosome. Lineage: Eukaryota; Metazoa; Arthropoda; Insecta; Lepidoptera; Lycaenidae. The coding region runs from base 43 to 834 and encodes 263 amino acids. The record is from RefSeq and is a predicted model, not a curated record. Gene Ontology annotation, molecular function: structural constituent of ribosome; RNA binding. The transcript is spliced from 6 exons. Gene Ontology annotation, biological process: translation.